Messenger RNA from Cyphellophora attinorum, 975 nucleotides. RefSeq lists its product as uncharacterized. Gene Ontology annotation, molecular function: oxidoreductase activity. The coding region runs from base 1 to 975 and encodes 324 amino acids. The transcript has a single exon. The record is from RefSeq and is a predicted model, not a curated record. Lineage: Eukaryota; Fungi; Ascomycota; Eurotiomycetes; Chaetothyriales; Cyphellophoraceae.
AUGACCACCGCCUCGACAACUUCCCUGCGCAACAUCGCCCUCUUCGGCGCAGGCGGCAAUAAGAUGGGCCACCACAUCCUCAACACCCUCCUCACUCCCAAAUAUGCCUCCAACUUCACCGUCACGGUCAUCGCCCGCGAGUCUUCGAAGACAGCAUUCCCAUCAAGCGUCACUGUCCUUCACGUUCCUGACUCACUGCCCCACGAUGACCUCGUCCGCGCCCUCAGGAAACAGGAUGUGCUCAUCUCAACCAUCGGCUACCCCGCUAAACUCUCCGAGUUCACCCUCAUCGAUGCCGCGAUCGAGGCCGGUGUCAAGCGCUUCAUCCCUUCCGAAUACGGCCUCGACAACUCCAACCCAGCCGCCCAACAGCUCUCCACCGUCUUCGCCCUCAAAGGCCGCGUCCAGCGGUACCUCCAAUCCAAGGAAUCCACGGGCUUGACAUGGACAGCAAUCCCGACGGGGAUGUGGCUCGAAUGGGCCCUCACACCCGCCAUCUCCUUCCUAGGCAUCAACAUUGCGAAGCAUUCGGCGGAGUAUGUCGGUGACGGCACCCACAAGCUCUCCUUCUCGACCCUCCCCUACGCAGCCGAAGGCGUAGCGCAGAUUCUCCUGCACCCAUCCCAAACUGCGAACAAGACCGUCCCCGUCCGCGCGUUCGAAGCGAGUCUCGUCGACAUCGUUGCCCAUCUGGAGAAGGAACAGCAAGUGAAGUACACCGUCACGAACAUCGACUCUGAGAAGUUCAUCGCAGAGAAUCAAGCAAGCGUAAAAGCCGAAGAAGCCACAGCCUCAGACGGGAUCGCAAGAGGUGCGGCGAUCUACGCGCUAAUCAGGGCGGGCUUCGUGCUACAGGGCUACGGCAGUAAUCUUGUGACAGAGACCAAGGCUAAGGUCUCGAGUCAGGACUUUGAGAUGCCGGAGUUGAAGAUCGAGGACGUGGUCAGGAAGGCUGUGGCAAGUGCGGCGCAGUGA